AUGGAUCUCGCCGCGGAGGAGCUUCAAUUCCUCAACAUCGGAGGCAUAUUGCGUGAAUCCACCACGAUCCCCAAAUUUUCCCCCAAAACCUUCUACCUCAUAACCCUAACCCUAAUUUUCCCUCUCUCCUUCGCAAUCCUCGCGCAUUCCCUCUUCACCCAGCCGAUCCUAGCUCAGCUCGAUUCCGCUCCUCCCGCCGAUCCGUCUCAGACCAACCACGAAUGGACUCUCCUCUUCGUCUACCAAUUCUGCUACAUCAUCUUCCUCUUCGCCUUCUCUCUCCUCUCCACAGCCGCCGUCGUCUUCACCGUCGCGUCGCUCUACACAGGCAAACCGGUCUCCUUCUCCUCCACAAUGUCGGCGAUUCCUCUCGUUCUGAAACGCCUCUUCAUCACAUUCCUCUGGGUCUCUCUCCUGAUGCUCGUGUACAACUCCGUGUUCCUGCUUUUCCUGGUGAUUCUGAUCAUAGCCAUCGAUUUGCAGAGCGUGCUCAUCGCUGUUCUCUCGAUGGUGGUGAUUUUCGUUUUGUUCUUGGGCGUUCACGUUUAUAUGACCGCUUGGUGGCAUUUAGCUAGUGUAGUCUCUGUUCUUGAGCCGAUCUAUGGCAUCGCUGCGAUGAAGAAGAGCUAUGAGUUGCUUAAAGGAAGAACAAACAUGGCGUGUUCGAUGGUUUUUAUCUAUCUUGCUCUCUGUGGAGUCACUGCCGGAGUUUUCGGAGGUGUGGUGGUUCGUGGAGGGGAUGAUUACGGGUUGUUCACGAGGAUCGUUGUUGGAGGUUUCUUAGUUGGUGUUUUGGUGAUUGUGAAUCUUGUGGGGUUGCUUGUGCAGAGUGUGUUUUACUAUGUCUGCAAGAGCUUUCACCAUCAGGCGAUUGAUAAAUCUGCGCUUCACGAUCAUCUUGGUGGGUAUCUUGGGGAUUAUGUGCCUUUGAAGAGCAGCAUUCAGAUGGAGAACUUCGACAUUUAG
Molecule: messenger RNA, 966 nt
Organism: Microthlaspi erraticum
Lineage: Eukaryota; Viridiplantae; Streptophyta; Magnoliopsida; Brassicales; Brassicaceae
Source: the annotation of a GenBank genome assembly